This is a messenger RNA of Colius striatus (speckled mousebird), 1486 nucleotides long. It is a transcript of the gene ETV4, whose product is annotated as ETS variant transcription factor 4. The record is from RefSeq and is a predicted model, not a curated record. NCBI's taxonomy places the organism in Eukaryota, Metazoa, Chordata, Aves, Coliiformes, Coliidae. The transcript is spliced from 12 exons. Bases 36 to 1445 code for a protein of 469 amino acids. Gene Ontology annotation, molecular function: DNA-binding transcription factor activity, RNA polymerase II-specific; sequence-specific DNA binding. Gene Ontology annotation, biological process: regulation of transcription by RNA polymerase II; cell differentiation. Gene Ontology annotation, cellular component: nucleus.
CCCCGCGUCCGCGGAGGUACAGGCGGGCCGGCAGGAUGAAGGGGUACUUGGACCAGAGGGUGCCCUUCACUUUCCCGCAGCAGCCAUCGGGCCAGGCGGCUCCCGGUGCCGGAGCUCUGAUGGGCGCUAGGAAGAGACCCGCGGAGCCGGGCUUGCCGCCGGCACAGGAUUCGGAAGACCUCUUCCAGGACUUGAGCCGCUUCCAGGAGACUUGGCUGACAGAAGCUCAGGUUCCAGACAGUGAUGAGCAAUUUGUGCCUGACUUUCAUUCAGAAAACUUAGCUUUUCACAGUCCUCCUGCUAAGAUUAAAAAGGAGCCCCAGAGUCCUUCCUCUGACCCCACGCUGUCCUGCAACCACAAGCAGCCAUUCCAGUACCACAAUGGCGAGCAGUGCCUUUACACCAGUGCCUAUGAUCAACCCAGACAAGUUGGAAUCAAGUCUUCCAGCCCAGGAAUCCAGAUACAAUCACCUCUCCAGCAGUUCUCUAGACAGGACAGGAGCUUCCUGACCCCUACAGGGCCACCCCACCCCACAUCCAGCCGUGGAUACCUAAACGAAAGCAGCUCUGCAUACCAGCCACCUCUGGAGAUGUGCCGUUCCUUCCCCUCCUCCCAGGGCAUGGCCCAGGAAGAUCCCAUCUCCUACCAGCACCAGAUGUCUGAACCUUGCCUCCAGUACCCUCAUCAGGGCUUCAAACAGGAGUACCACGACCCUCAGUACGAGCAAGCGAGCCAGGCGGGCAGCAGCCGAUACCCAGGAGCUGUGGUGGUAAAGCAGGAGCAAGUGGAUUGCAUGUAUGACUCAGAUGUUCCUGGCUGUCCUUCCAUGUACAUAAAUGCUGAGAGUUACCCAAACCAUUCAAAUCCAGAGGAUACAUCAGGCUGCAGCUAUGACAAGCAGAUGAGGCCUUUCACUGAUGAUACCUGUGUUGUUCCAGAAAGAUUUGAAGGAGACAUCAAGCAAGAAGCUGGAGGAUACAGGGAAGGACCUCCCUACCAGAGAAGGGGAUCUCUCCAGCUUUGGCAGUUCCUGGUGGCUUUAUUGGAUGAUCCAACCAACUCCCAUUUCAUUGCCUGGACUGGCAGAGGGAUGGAAUUCAAGCUCAUUGAGCCAGAAGAGGUGGCCAGGUUGUGGGGUAUCCAAAAGAACCGUCCAGCCAUGAACUAUGACAAGCUGAGCCGGUCCCUUCGCUACUACUAUGAGAAAGGCAUCAUGCAGAAGGUGGCUGGAGAGCGCUACGUGUACAAGUUUGUGUGUGAGCCUGAAGCCUUGUUCUCUUUGGCCUUCCCUGACAACCAAAGGCCAACCCUGAAGGCAGAGUUAGACCGGCAGAUCAGUGAGGAGGAUACAGUGCCUCUUUCUCACCUGGAUGAGAAUGCCACUUACCUGCCAGACCUUGGAAACCUCCCUUCUCAGCUUUACAACAAAGGCUACACUUACUAGCGUUGCUGGCAGCACUCUCUGCCACACUUGCUUGUGUAUAU